Molecule: messenger RNA, 3827 nt
Organism: Mizuhopecten yessoensis (Yesso scallop)
Lineage: Eukaryota; Metazoa; Mollusca; Bivalvia; Pectinida; Pectinidae
Product: epidermal growth factor-like protein 8
Exons: 8
Coding region: 345-1379 (344 amino acids)
Biological process (GO): anatomical structure development
Cellular component (GO): extracellular region; cell surface
Molecular function (GO): calcium ion binding; signaling receptor binding
Source: RefSeq, a predicted model, not a curated record
AGCCUCGGACCUGCCUGACAAGUAGCUAGCCAGUAUCACUAGGCUACCCACUACAAGCACUUAACACUUCUUACACAUUCGGAACUACUGCAAGCGAGUCGGUCUAAUCACGGCAAAACAUGAUGACAAAAUAUAGUUAUAGAAAACACAGUAAUUACAAGUCACUUAAAGUUUUCUUCUCGUUGUGACUAUAAUAUAUAUAUCCGCGGCACUAACUGGACAUCAGCGGAGAAUUUCUUAUGUGUAUUUUUUUUAUAUAUAUAUAUGAACAAUACAUCUGUAAUAUUUAAUGUCAAUAUCAAUUUGGUCCUCAAAGUUUGUCUGAGGGAUAUUUCGAAGUGACGAUGGUAAACGUACAAUGGACGGUGUGUUGUUUCCUGGCUGUGAUCGUCUAUGUGUCGGAGGCAGUCACUCUGAAGCCUGGACGCCGUGUAUGUCCUGUGACGAAGCUGUUCAAUCAAAUCGUUCCUAUGAAGCAGACAUACAAGAAACCAGUAUAUCAUUCCAACUGUCGAAGUCUCGGCAUACCGUGUAAGGGCAAAAAGUUACUCUAUAAGACGGCCACGAGGACUGUGUUUUAUCGUCGGAUGAUUCACGACACCGUCCGGAUAUGCUGUCCUGGGUGGAAGCGGCAAAACAGCCGUCGCCAUCUUGGCUGUAUGGAACCAAUUUGCUCAGGGGGUUGUCAAAAUGGCGGAACGUGUGUUGGCCCGGAGCAGUGCGCAUGUCUGAAGCAAUUUACAGGAUCCUCUUGUGAACGAGAUGUGGACGAGUGUUUGAUGAAAACACACACCUGCCAACACCUGUGUAAUAAUACCUACGGGAACUACGAGUGUGCCUGCUACGACGGCUUCCGGCUGACAGAGGGAAGGAACUGCGUGUUUUGUCCGCUUUGUAAUCCAGCCUUUGAGGAAAUGAUGAACAAAGUCAAUGACCUCCAGACUAGGGUCAUAUUCGUGGAAAAGGAGAAGGAUGACUUGCGGGGUAAUUUAACUCUGCUGGAAGGUCGAUACGAGCAGACUAUCAACAUCGUGGCGGAAGUGAAGCAGGCAACCAUAGGAACGCGCACAGCGCCACCUACAUCCACCACAACCACUCCCGCACCAACAACCACGCCCACCUCCACAACCACUACCGCUCCCACAACCACGACCACCACCGCUCCCACAACCACGCCCACUACCACAAUUGACCCAUUUGACCAGCCAUAUAAUGACGUCGGCUAUCUAAUAAAUUCUCUCAGCGAACAGAUAUCUCUACUAGAAGAGCGAAUGGCGGACUGUGAAUGUACACAAGGUGGACGAGGACGAGGUUAUGACAGUAGAUACGGUUACAACAGACCUCGCGGGGGCAGACACAGAGGGACCAUUGAAAAGUAGUUAUACCUUCACUAUCAAGACCUGCUGGGAACUCAAAACAAAGAAAUGUCAAGAAGUAAAACUUCGAAGAGGGGAUGAUUCGAAUUUUCAAAUGAAGAAGGGACUUAUUUGCGUUGAGAACCGUCACGUGAUUCCAUUCCUAUGUCACAUAUUAAACUCCUGAUGUAAAAUCUCCACCAGUUUAAUGACGCAAUAUUACGUUAACUACUUGCAUCCUUAUUACUACGUGGAAUCCAUUGGUCAUGCUCUAGGUAUUCUGGAAACAACAGUGCUUGUACUUUGAAGAUAACCAGAAGAGCUACGUAUACUCCGCGAUCAAAACCGGUAACUUAUACUUACCCUGAUAUAAUCCUUACUUAAAGUAUUGCUCUUGAAAACCACGGGUAUGCAAGAUGAUUCUGUAACAGUUUCAAGAUAGUCACAUCGUAUCAUCCACAAGGUGACGCGUACAGAGAUUUUUAUUCUUUUCUUUUUCUUUAAGAAUUUAUAUUUAGAGUCGUAUAUGUUGUAAUGGAAACAUUAGCUCUGUAGCGCUAUUUUUACGACAUUCUUUGUCAAAAAUCCCAAAGGUACAAAAAGAUAUGUGAUAACGGAAGCGGAACCCUUAGAUUUUAAAGAAAGCGGAACUUUAUCUUCUGUAAAAAGAAAUAAGCUGCCCCACACAAACUGUUAGGUCGAUACUAAUUUGAGUCUCUCGAAUCGACCCGUGUGUGAUCUUCGGCUAGUCUUGUGGCAGUACUGUUCGACAUCGUCUCAACAGGGGCCUGUUCGUUUAUGCGGAACAACCGGUUUGUCUGUCUUUAAAUGUGACAUUUUCGGGUAUAUAUCAUGGCGAAGCUGCAAAUGUUUAUGUAGGCUUGGUCCGCCUGAAAGUACAUGUAGCUUCAGAUUACUAUGACCGAUCUUAUUUCAUAAACAAACAACUCUGGUCGAACCGAUUCAACCGUUUGGACCGCGAUAAACGAGAGCGGCCCUGGAUUAUUGUGUUAACAUUUUAUGUCUUUUGUACAAAUCAGCAAACGAUAUGAUUUUUGUUCUGAAGCAUCAUUUAUGCUAAAACAAUUGCACCUCAAUGUCAUUCGUUCAUUUUCAAAGCACAGUCAUAACUAUACUAGUUAGUAAGUAAGAAUUUUACAGAGACUCCAUUAUGACAGAAAAUAUAUAUAAUCCUGCUUUUCGAGAGUACUCUAUGCAAUCAAUUAAUUAUUCCUCACUAAUCCACUUUUUUAAAAACGUGGCCUUCAGUCUGUAAUAUUUACAGUGGGUCAGUGACGUAAGUAAAUUUGACACCAGACUGCGAUAAGCAACAAUAGUAAUGAUAUGUUAUUGUUCGAUCUCUUUAUGCCAUUUUUAUAAUAAGAUUGCUUCAUAUUCGAAUGUCUUCUAUAUACAGAUAUCUUAUUUAUUAUAUUACUGUGAAUUUUUUUAAGUGUUAUACAGUGAAACCCCGAUAUAUUGCCACUGUUUGUUUUUAAAGUGAGGGAGAUGUGUAAAGGAAAUAUUUAUAAAUGCUCUCACAGAAAUUGAAUAUGUCGAAGUUUAACGAAGUUAUGGAUUAAACAAAUGGCUUUAUAUAGAGAUUCUCCUAAAAACAGUGUGUGUAUACUGCAAAACGGUAAAAUGUUGCUCCCUUUCUAUUUCGCCAUUUGUAGCCAAAACAAGAAAGUGUCUUCAAAACGGAGUCAAACAUUUUAAAAGUUGUUUCGAAGAUUAUGCUAUAAUGUUCAACCUUCAACGUUUUGAAUUUGUUGGUUUAGAAAUGUUUGAGGAAAAUAUUAGGGAGCGACAAAUACUACCGUCUACAGUAUGUCUAUAACUUUACGAUAGUUAUUAUGCGUAUAAUUUGCCUGUGAAUACACUUGUUUCUCAUGCUACCAAAUAUAGUAUUAUGACUCUCACAUGAUACGUAUAAUUCAUGUAUAUGAUGAGUCUCAUCAUUUCACGUCUUGUUUUUAUAAGUGGUGAAUGAGAAUUGUCGUUCGAACGAAAUUAAUUUUAUUAUGAGAGUGUAGACUGGGAGUGUGAGGGUAGAUAACCACUUUUGUAUAUUAGAAUCACUUACCAUUUGAUGGGGGCACUAUGUUGUCACGACAAGGCAAUAAACAAAAAGUUAGAAUGGUGUCCUACAUCAUCUGACUUUUAAUAUUAAGAACAAAAAUUAAAUAGUUUGGUGUCUUUAGCAUAUGGAGAAGGGGAGGCUACUCGUACACGCAAAAGAUUGCAUGUAUCUUAUCCUCUAUAUUGAUUUUCGUGUUAGUCUUUCUAUAAGUGUGACAAUAUUUUGCUUAAGUCUAGAUCUACAUAAUGUACAUGUACCAAUUAAUGUUCCUACAAUAUCUGAGUAUUCCGCGUGAUUUAUCGGCACCAGUGGUGGAUUUAGAUAGGGACCAGUGUAUCUAGUCCCUAUUUUUUAUUUUUUUAUUUAAAAGGACAACUGUAAGACCUUUU